This is a messenger RNA of Macadamia integrifolia, 1814 nucleotides long. RefSeq names its product non-specific phospholipase C4-like. The record is from RefSeq and is a predicted model, not a curated record. The transcript is spliced from 4 exons. Gene Ontology annotation, molecular function: hydrolase activity, acting on ester bonds. The coding region runs from base 38 to 1591 and encodes 517 amino acids. Gene Ontology annotation, biological process: phospholipid catabolic process. NCBI's taxonomy places the organism in Eukaryota, Viridiplantae, Streptophyta, Magnoliopsida, Proteales, Proteaceae.
UGCAAAUCCACCCAAAAAAGCAGCCAAGGUUCCAGCAAUGGCACCUGAACGAGUAACCUACCCUUACCCAAUCAAAACAGUAGUAGUUUUAGUUCAGGAGAACCGCUCCUUCGAUCACAUGCUGGGAUGGAUGAAAUCCCUCAACUCAGAAAUCGAUGGUGUCACAGGGAACGAGUCCAACCCAUUAUCCACCACAGAUCCCAACUCCAAAAGAAUCAACUUCUCCAACCAAUCCCAGUACGUCGACCCCGAUCCGGACCACUCCUUUCAGUCCAUCUACGAGCAAGUCUUCGGCGUCGCGUGGUCGGAGGAAAAUUCCGGCCAAAAACUGGAGCCUACGAUGGAGGGUUUUGCUAUGAAUGCUGAGGAGACACAGAAGGGAAUGUCGGAGACUGUGAUGAAUGGGUUCAAACCCGAUUCCGUACCGGUUUAUAAGGAGCUGGUUUCUGAGUUUGCCGUCUGUGACCGGUGGUUUGCGUCUAACCCGGCGUCGACUCAACCGAAUCGGUUGUUCGUACACUCGGGGACGUCGCAUGGUUUGACAAGCAAUAAUAACCAGAUUCUGAUCCAAGGGCUGCCACAGAAGACAAUAUUUGAUUCAUUGGAUGAGGCUGGGUUCUCUUUUGGGAUUUAUUAUCAGUUCCCACCUGCAACUCUCUUCUACAGGAACCUUAGAAAAUUGAAAUACAUAGGAAAGUUCCAUCCAUAUGAUUUGGAAUUCAAGAUUCACUGCAAGUUGGGGACAUUGCCAAACUAUGUUGUGGUUGAACAAAGAUACUUUGAUUCGAAGUUAAUUCCAGGGAAUGAUGACCACCCCUCCCAUGAUGUUUCAGAAGGUCAAAAGUUGAUCAAGGAAGUUUACGAGGCACUGAGAUCCAGUCCCCAGUGGAAUGAAAUCUUGUUCAUAAUCGCAUAUGAUGAGCAUGGUGGGUUCUAUGAUCAUGUCCCUACUCCUACAACUGGAGUCCCAAGCCCAGAUGGUAUUGUUGGUUCUACACCAUACAACUUCCAAUUUGAUCGUCUAGGUGUUCGAGUCCCAGCAAUCUUCAUUUCUCCAUGGAUUGAUGCAGGAACUGUGAUCCAUGAGCCUUCAGGGCCUUAUACAACAUCACAAUUUGAGCAUUCCUCCAUUCCUGCAACGGUGAAGAAGAUCUUUAAUCUCAAGGAUUUCUUAACAAAGCGUGAUGAGUGGGCUGGAACUUUUGAGACUCUACUGACAAGGACUACUCCAAGAACAGACUGUCCAGUAACACUACCAGAACCAGUGAAAAUGAGGGAAGCUGGAGCAAAUGAAGAUAAGAAGCUAAAUGAUUUUCAGCAGAUAUUGGUGCAAAUGACUGCUACAUUGAAUGGUGACCAUAGAAAGGACAUUUUUCCACACAAGCUAGUAGAGAAUAUGACAGUAGGAGAAGCUAUUAAGUAUUGUGAGGAUGGCUUCAAGACAUUCUUAGGAGCAUGUGAGAAUGCCAAAAAUAAUGGAGCCGAUGAAUCUGAGAUUGUUGUUUGUUCUACUAUUACAUCAUUAUCCCAUGAACAACCCUCCAAGACCUUUGUUAAGAAUAUGUUUAGCUGUUUCAGCUGCAUCAAUUAACAAUCUUGAUAUUCUUAGAUACAUCAUCCUCGAUCUACAUUAAGUUUGGGCCUAGACUGAUAAUUGAAAGUAAAUUUUUUUUUUUUUUUAAAUCCCAUUUUAAAAGGGGUUUAAAUAUCCGAUAUUGUUUUCUUUGGUUUAAUGUUUAAUUUGUGAAUUAUAUGAAUGUAUUUUCUCAAAGUGUGAUGUUAUUAAUAUAUGAAUCAUGAGUUGUAUUAAUGUA